Magallana angulata is the source of this 1186-nucleotide messenger RNA. Its product is annotated as ribonuclease Oy-like. Gene Ontology annotation, biological process: RNA catabolic process. Lineage: Eukaryota; Metazoa; Mollusca; Bivalvia; Ostreida; Ostreidae. The record is from RefSeq and is a predicted model, not a curated record. Bases 115 to 825 code for a protein of 236 amino acids. Gene Ontology annotation, molecular function: ribonuclease T2 activity; RNA binding. The transcript has 9 exons. Gene Ontology annotation, cellular component: extracellular region.
UGUUUUCCGGCAAUAACAGAAAAUGUUUUAUCUAAUUCCUUAAAUUGCGGAAGAUUUUAAAUGUUUUAAAAGUUUUACGAUAUUUGAUGUUUGUGAUUUUAAGAGCAUGACAAGAUGAGACCUGUUUUGUAUUUUGUUUUGACGACUGUUUCGAUAGUUGUUGCGAAAUCAUCAGAAUGGGAUAUGUUCGCCUUGAGCUUAACAUGGCCAGUAACACUAUGUAGAUUCAGUGAACUGAAUAAACCGCCUCAAAAAUGUGUAAUCUCGUCAAAACUGUGGACAAUUCACGGUCUUUGGCCAAGUGCCAGAAAUAGAGAUCACGACCCUGAAAAUUGCCCGAUAUCCAAACCCUUUAAUAAAAACGAGAUCCAGAAUUUAUGGGAACCUUUGAACAAAUACUGGCCGAAUCAAUUUCCAAGAACUCCAAAAUAUUCAUUCUGGAAACAUGAAUGGGAAAAGCAUGGCAGAUGUGCAACAGAAGUGAGAGAAACAGGGAGCGAGCAUCUCUAUUUCAACAAAACUCUUUCUCUGCGUAUGAAAUACAACAUUGACGAAAUUUUAUCUUCUGCCGGUAUCAAGCCUGGGGAAAAGUACCAGCUGCAAGACAUCAAAAGUGUUUUAAAACAAAAAUUGGGAAGCAAACCAAUCAUAUUAUGCGGUAAUGUCAAGAAAGUUCACUGGAUAUCGGCGAUGGUAAUAUGCAUGGAUAGGAAGUUCCAACUAUUUGAUUGUCCAGAGAAAAGGAUAGCAGAGAGAUCGUAUUUCAACACACCGCUGCCGCCACACGAUCGGUGCCGAGCAGAAGUGUUUUAUCCAAUGAAAUAGUAAUGAGAAUAAUGAUGUAUUCUUCAUGAAGUAUUCCAACACGCUACUGGCUGAUAAUAAAGCAACACUGUAGUCAUUUUUUAUAGAACUCUGAGAACAUUUAGACAGAUGAAUUGAUUGAAAAUAGAAAUGAAAUGAAACCAAAAAUUUAAAUAACACUGUUUGACACUGACAGAACUUACGUAUAAGAAAAAAACUUGCGGUACAUUUAUAUUCAAUAGUACCCUGUAUUUAAAGAUUGGUUUUGUAGGUUUUUUUAUUUACCUGUCUGUAUAGGUUUUAAACCGUGUUUCAAACAUUUAUUUUUUUAACAAAAAUUACAUGCGUUUCAUUUUUACAUGAUUAAAACUCAUUAUCAUUA